AAAGCGCCAAAGUGCGCAUGACUGCUACUAGUAGUUAGUAGUAUUUCAAGUUGAUCCUGAGACAGACCAUACAGGAAGAUAGCCGUUCCUUCUUAUAGCGAUUCCCCACGAAGAUCUCUCCUGGAGUCCCAGACUCCCAGUACACCAUGUCCCAGCGGUCUUACGAGGUGGUCGAAGGAUUUUUCGUGCAAGAAGGUGGCGCUCGUUACGGCCUGGGCGAGGUACUCCCUCCUCGAUUCGGGCUAAUAGAUCGUUCCAAUAGUCGAUGGAAGACGUUCAGGCAAAAGAUCGAUCAACUUAAUACGUCUUCUUCCGCCGGUACGCAGUACAAGGUGUUUUUCGUGGGCAGACACGGUGAAGGCUUUCACAACGUAGCCGAGGCGAAGUACGGCACAGAGGAAUACGGUGACGGAGAAUUGAUCUGGGGACCGGAUCCUGAAUUAACGACGCUUGGCAAGGAUCAGGCGAAAGCGGCCCAUAACGCAUGGAAACAAGAACAUAAAUUUGACAUUCCCAUUCCAGGGAAGCUCUACUGCAGUCCUCUGACACGAGCUAUCCAUACAAACAAGAUAACAUUCGACUCCAUUAUACCUCAAUCACAGCGAACCAUGAUCAUCGAGAACCUCAGAGAAACAACUGGCGUCCAUACCUGUGAUAAGCGAAGAACACGCACCUAUAUCGAACAAACUUUCCCUGACUUCGACAUCGAAGAGGAGCUCAUAGAAGAAGACACACUCUGGGAUGCUGAAGUGAGGGAAACCCACGCAGAAAUUGAUGCCCGAAUGAGGGGCGUACUGGACAUGAUUUUUGACAAGGACCAGGAACAAUUCAUCUCGUUCACUGCCCAUGGGGGCAUCGUUAGCGCAGCGCUGCGGGUCAUGAACCACAGACAAUACAUUUUACCCACUGGAGGGGUUAUACCGAUCGUUGUUAAGUCGUCUAUCUCUUAGAAUUACUUACUAUCAUUCUGCAACUUUUCAGCAAAUUUUUGUAGCUCGUCAACCACUUCAUAUUAUCUUCCACGAAUUUAGAGUGUUGUAGAGUCGUACCGCCUCUAUAUAGAUUUGAUUUUUGCUCAUUU
Suillus subalutaceus is the source of this 1081-nucleotide messenger RNA. RefSeq names its product histidine phosphatase superfamily. Lineage: Eukaryota; Fungi; Basidiomycota; Agaricomycetes; Boletales; Suillaceae. The transcript has 9 exons. Bases 147 to 950 code for a protein of 267 amino acids. Gene Ontology annotation, cellular component: cytoplasm. Gene Ontology annotation, molecular function: phosphatase activity. The record is from RefSeq and is a predicted model, not a curated record.